AUGUCUGACACCGCGGAUACCAAGCCCGACCCCACCAUCACUCCUGAGGCCGCGAAGCCCGAGGAGACCCCCGCCACUGGCGAGGGUGAGAAGACCGUCACCGAGGCUGCCGCCGACACAGCCAAGGACGCCGCUGAUACCGUCAAGGACGCUGCCGCCAAGACCUCCGACAACGUGUUCUCGAUGUUCGGUGGUGGCCCCAAGAAGGAGAAGAAGGAAGAGACCGACGAGGGUGCGGACGAGCCUUCCGGCUCCUCCAAGGCCCAGAAGGAGGGCGAGGUGAGCAAUUUUUCGUCGGAGGCAUAUCGGGUCAGAUCUGGGAUUGAGGAGUUGGCCUUUUUGCGACCAGACAAUGUCAAAACGCGGGGUGUUCCCUCUCUCCCCGCCGCGCGCGUUAACCCUGAGGAUGAUGCUCCUGAAUCCCCCGAAGUUCACUUCGAGCCCGUCAUCCGCCUGACCGAGCGAAUCGAGACCAAGACCAACGAGGAGCUCGAGGAGCAGUCCUUCAAGAUGCGCGCCAAGCUCUUCAAGUUCGACCGUGACAGCAAGGAGUGGAAGGAGCGUGGUACUGGUGAUGUUCGUCUGCUCAAGCACAAGGAGAACCAGAAGACCCGUCUCGUCAUGCGUCGGGACAAGACCUUGAAGGUCUGCGCCAACCACUACAUCGUCCCCGACAUGAAGCUGAGCCCCAACGUCGGCAGUGACCGCAGCUGGGUCUGGAACGCGGCCGCCGAUGUCAGCGAGGGUGAGCCCGAGGCUCAGACCCUGGCUAUCCGUUUCGCCAACAGCGAGAACGCCAACCUGUUCAAGGAUGCCUUCGAGAAGGCCCAGGAGGAGAACGAGAAGCUCUUCAGCGCUGAGAAGUAG
This is a messenger RNA of Penicillium waksmanii, 867 nucleotides long. Its product is annotated as Ran GTPase-binding protein YRB1. The transcript has 4 exons. Gene Ontology annotation, molecular function: GTPase activator activity. The record is from RefSeq and is a predicted model, not a curated record. Gene Ontology annotation, biological process: nucleocytoplasmic transport. Gene Ontology annotation, cellular component: nuclear pore; cytoplasm. The coding region runs from base 1 to 867 and encodes 288 amino acids. Lineage: Eukaryota; Fungi; Ascomycota; Eurotiomycetes; Eurotiales; Aspergillaceae.